Molecule: messenger RNA, 843 nt
Organism: Mercurialis annua (annual mercury)
Lineage: Eukaryota; Viridiplantae; Streptophyta; Magnoliopsida; Malpighiales; Euphorbiaceae
Product: xyloglucan endotransglucosylase protein 7-like
Exons: 3
Coding region: 1-843 (280 amino acids)
Biological process (GO): xyloglucan metabolic process; cell wall biogenesis
Cellular component (GO): cell wall; apoplast
Molecular function (GO): xyloglucan:xyloglucosyl transferase activity; hydrolase activity, hydrolyzing O-glycosyl compounds
Source: RefSeq, a predicted model, not a curated record
AUGGCCAGCACUUCAAUACUAUUAGUUCUAGGACAGGUCUCUCUUACAAUGGUCCUCUGUGCAUUUGGUGAAAGUUUAUAUCAAGAUUUUGACAUUUUAUGGGGAAAUGAAAAUACUAAGAUACUCAACAAUGGAGAGUUAAUAAGAUUGUCCCUUGAUCAGAAUUCUGGGUCAGGUUUGCAGUCUAAAAAGGAAUAUUUAUUUGGGAAGAUCAGUAUGCAGCUGAAGCUUGUUCCUGGCAAUUCUGCUGGCACUGUCACUUCUUACUAUUUAUCUUCAAAAGGGUCUUCAUGGGAUGAGAUAGAUUUUGAGUUCUUGGGGAAUUUGAGUGGUGAUCCUUACACUGUUCAUACCAAUGUUAUUACGCAAGGCAAAGGCCACAGAGAGCAACAAUUUCGUCUUUGGUUCGACCCAACUUUGGAUUUUCAUACCUAUUCCAUCCUAUGGAAUCCUUUAACUAUUGUGUUCUACGUUGAUGGGUUACCAAUAAGACAAUUCAAGAACAUGAACUCCAGUGGAAUUGCAUACCCUAAAGAUGAAGCAAUGAGAAUCUACUCAACUAUAUGGAACGGCGAUGACUGGGCUACAAGAGGAGGUCUCGUCAAAACAGACUGGGCAAAAGCUCCCUUCACUUCGUCCUUCACAAAUUUCACUGCAAAAGCCUGUGUUUGGUCUUCUUCUUGCUCUCCACAUGAUAAAUGGCUUAAAGAAGAGCUCCAUGUUGCCAGUUUACAGAGGCUGAAAUGGGUGCAGAACAAGUAUAUGAUUUAUGAUUAUUGCACAGAUACUAAGCGUUUUGCUCACGGACUUCCUCCCGAAUGUUCACUCACUAACACCACUUAG